This is a messenger RNA of Closterium sp. NIES-65, 726 nucleotides long. NCBI's taxonomy places the organism in Eukaryota, Viridiplantae, Streptophyta, Zygnematophyceae, Desmidiales, Closteriaceae. The record is from the annotation of a GenBank genome assembly.
AUGUCCCUUAGCCUCUUAUUGCCUCUAAGGCUCCUUUCACUAUCACGUGUCGCUCUGUCGAGCCCAGUCUUCCGCAUUCUACGCUUCACGCUCCAACCCAUCGCACGUCCCUCCGCUCUCUCUCACAUUGGUUCUAUUCUGCCGUACUGUCCCUCCCUUAGCGGCCCCGCCGAUGCCGUAAUUCCAUCGACCUCCCUCCCGCAGGUAGCCCUCAAGUGGCCCAACGACAUCUUUCUGGGCGGGCUGAAGGUGGGUGGCGUGCUCUGCACGUCAUCCUACCGCAACAGAGCGUUUGACGUCACUGUGGGCAUAGGUCUGAAUGUGAACAACGCCCAUCCCACCACGUGCAUCAACGCCGCCCUGCAAGCCGCCUGCCCCUCCGCCGCGCCUGUCUCCCACGAGGCGCUGCUGGCCGCUCUGCUCAACCGCCUGCACUCGCUGCUCUCCGUCUUUGAACAGCAAGGCUUUAAGCCUCUGGAAGCGGAUUAUCUCCAACGCUGGCUGCACAGUGGCCAGCACGUGGUGCUGGAGGAGGCUAAGGAGGGCGGCAGCGUCACCCAGGUCUCCCUCACCAUUCAGGGUCUCACUACGGGUGGUUACCUCCUCGCCACUGAUCCUUCAGGGAUACAGUACGAGCUUUCCCCUGAUGGCAACAGCUUGGACUUCUUUAAAGGGCUCAUGCGUCGAAAGCUGAACCCAGAGGAGCAAGUGGCAGGAGGGCACUGA